This is a messenger RNA of Sesamum indicum (sesame), 690 nucleotides long. Its product is annotated as Cytochrome c oxidase, subunit Vib family protein. The record is from RefSeq and is a predicted model, not a curated record. NCBI's taxonomy places the organism in Eukaryota, Viridiplantae, Streptophyta, Magnoliopsida, Lamiales, Pedaliaceae. Gene Ontology annotation, cellular component: mitochondrion.
AUUCAAGAAAAAAAAAAUUAAAAAUGAAAACAUUGCAGCAGUGAACAAAGAAUUGAGAUUACGGAGGAAGAAAUGGCGCUGGAAGCUUACUCGUCACAGGCCCCCGAUACAGUUCACACAGAUGUUCUCUCAGAAGCGAGGAUUGCUUGCUACAAGGCGCGGGACGCGUUUUAUGCGUGUUUGGAGAAAGAAUCAAACAAGAAGCCUACAGAAAUUGCGUCGGUGGGGCUGCUAUACCCCGUUGAAUGCAAGAAAAAUAGGGAGGAAUAUGUGAAGCAGUGCAGACCCACUUGGGUGAAGCAUUUUGAUCGGCAGUAUUGUGCAAAGAAGAGGGUUCAGAGGCUUUUGGACGAUAGUGAAUCGAGGAGAGGGGUGUAAGAUUUGAUCCCUUGCUGAAGAGGAGAAUGAUACCCGUCAGUUAUCCCGGUGACUGAAUGGGUGCCCCUUGCUUUCAACCUAUAUUAAAGUUUCGAGUGAGAAAGCGAACUCGUGGAUUUGCAUGAAGUCUGUUGCUUUCUGGUGUUCAUGUGUAAACUCAGUUGAGGUGUAUUUGAGUGCUAAAAUGGCCAAAAGAGAAAUAACCCCCAGAGUUGAUUACAUAUCUGUUCACAUUUUGUUAAAAGUUAAUUUAGCAGAAUUUUAUCAUUUCGACAAUGUAGUUGUAGGAUUUUAUGUUGUUCUGCUAUGUUA